CAUGCUGUCCAGCAGCCCCCUCCCGUCUCCAUUGAGCGCGCCGACUCCCCCCACGGAUCCGAACACUCGAGAUACUCUCAGCCCCCGAUGAGCGGCCAUCUCCAGGCUGCCCGACCUUACGGCUCUCCCACCUCCAUGCAUGCUUCCCUCCACAUGCCCGAGCCCAACAUGGGCCCCAGCGGCAUGGCAUUUCCGUCUAUGGCACCCGAACUGUAUGCGCCGCCUCAGCCCUUGAGAGCUCCCGAUGCUACCAGUCAGCCAGCCCCUAAAGCCUACGCAUGCAGCACUUGUGGCAAGGGCUUUGCUAGACGGAGUGAUCUCGCUCGUCAUGAACGAAUCCACACGGGAGUACGACCUCAUGUCUGCGAAUACCCCAACUGCGGCAAGCAGUUCAUUCAGCGGUCGGCCUUGACCGUUCACCAGCGUGUUCACACUGGAGAAAAGCCGCACAUGUGCGAGCGUUGCGGAAAGCCCUUCAGUGACUCUAGCUCUCUUGCGCGACACCGUCGGAUUCACUCCGGCAAGCGGCCGUACAAAUGCCCGUAUGCCGAUUGUCAGAAGACUUUCACUCGCCGAACGACUCUGACGCGUCACCAAAAUCACCACACCGGCACGGUUGAAGAUGCUGCUAGAGCCACUGCCGAAGUCUUGGCCAGGAACAGUGUCGCGCGAUCCGCGUCUGCUCGCCCCACCCGAUCUGAAGGUGACCAAAUCUCCAACCACGGUUCCCCCCUCUCGACGCCGUCUCCUGCCCAGAGGACCAUGUCAAUGUCGCCCAGCGCCGAGUUGGCCGCCGCCAACGGUAUGCAGCACCAGUACAAUGGCAACAGUUCCUUGCCGGCCCAUAUGCGCACCGACUUGCACUCGAGCAGUCCCGCCGCUACGACGUCGUCUGGGUUCAGCAGCAACGUUCGGCCGACCUCUCAUCCCAAUGCUUACGGUGCGGCGCCUCCACCCACAACGCUCGAGCCGAGCAUAGAGGGCAGCCAGGGCCCUGGAAGUGCUGUGGGCAGCCCCCACAUGAGCAGCGUCGGCUGGGCCUCUCCCUCGCACGUGGCAUCUCCUGCCCACAGCAACAGCGGCGGCAACAGCAGCUACGUCUAUCCGGACCCUGAUUCUUCCUAUCCAACAAACGCUGCCGCACAGGGACAGAUGUUCUACUCCGCUGCCAUGGGUCUGCAGAGACCUGGCAGUGCUGAGCCAGGUGCGCAGUCAGCUUACAAGCCACGGCAGAAUGAGCUCUGGGCGGCUUAGUAGGCCAUUUCAGAAUUCUCCUGACGAUGCACGCAGCCCGAUGCAGAGUGGAAGUUUAGGUUUCUGUGCUUAGGGGCUGCACGGAUGUAUCAUCAAUGCCAUUACUUUCAGGGCCCGUGCCACACACGCAAGCCAACUUUGCAAAGAUUCCGCCCCUGAUCCUGAUUCCGGAAAGCAAUAGCUUUGCUCGCGGCAAUUGCAUGGAUCAUCCAUCAUCCAGUGUUGUUAUAAUAUGGACCUCGCUACACAAUAAUGGAAUUGAACUACGCGGUGCAAGUUCCACAUAAUGAAUGAGGUUGGCCUCAAGGCUUUUUUUUUUCUUUCCUUUUUUCUUCUUUGGUUUUUGUCCCGCCAAUCACUCUGGUUUUCCUCACUCUUUUGAACUGGGCUAGGUUGGGCAAGGGGCAUCGGUUGGCGGGAGCACAGGAUCAUUGUGGAACUCAUCACUUCAUCUGAGUUCAUUCCUUGGACGAUGGCGCAAGCAGUCGCGUGGACAAGGUCACGGUGUUCAGGAGCAGGCCGGGCAGGGGUUCUCAUUCCAUUUUCUUGAUCUGCUAGAAACGGCGAAAAGUUAACCGUCUUACAUGUUGUUCUAUAUAAUGGAUAGGCACCCGGCGACUUUCGACGAUUAGACCAAAAAAUAAAAUGGCAAUUCGGAAGUACACAAG
Molecule: messenger RNA, 1922 nt
Organism: Cryphonectria parasitica EP155
Lineage: Eukaryota; Fungi; Ascomycota; Sordariomycetes; Diaporthales; Cryphonectriaceae
Exons: 3
Coding region: 88-1254 (388 amino acids)
Biological process (GO): regulation of transcription by RNA polymerase II
Cellular component (GO): PcG protein complex; transcription regulator complex
Molecular function (GO): DNA-binding transcription factor activity, RNA polymerase II-specific; RNA polymerase II cis-regulatory region sequence-specific DNA binding
Source: RefSeq, a predicted model, not a curated record